AUGUUUAAGAACCUUGGAGUGCCCAUGGUCCUGUACCUUGUGAUUGUAGUGAUGAUCACCGCCUUCUUCAGACCCAGUCUCCAUCGACUGUACCAGGACUCGGGAGAACUCCCGCCUGGCUGGGAGAGUCGACUACUGGGAAGGGAGACGGAGUCGGAGUGGGAAACUCGCAUGGCGAAUAUCCACCAGGACAGGAGGGAAGCUCUACACAGGGCGUGUCAGAGGUUCAACAUGAAGGGCCCUCCCCCGCCGCCGAGGAAGCUGCACAAGUUACGGUAUAACGACCCGUACCGGCUGGUGUACUGUGACGUGGCGAAGGCCGGAAGCACCACCAUGAAGCAGAUCCUAGCCAAGGUGGACCCAAACUACGACUACAUCAGGAAGAACGGACUGCACGACCAGGGAGCUUUCAAGGACCUAAGCCAAUUCCCUUCUGGUUCCCCCGGCCUGACCCACCGCCUGACGAACUACACCAAGUUCAUGAUCGUGCGUGAGCCGCUGGAGAGACUGCUGUCCGCUUACCAGGACAAGUUCAUGUACGGACGGGGCGUCCGGGAAUACGAGAACAACUACGGUAAACACUUCCUGGAAGUCAGGACGCCCAACGAUGCGGACAGAUGGCAGAAGAUGGCGACCCAUGCGUCUCCCUCCAAGGUCCGACUGAACGUGACGUUUGCGGAGUUCGUGCGCGGUGUGCUGACGGGAGAGGAGCGGUACUUCAAUAUACACUGGCAGCCUCAGCACCUGAUCUGUCAUCCUUGUCAGUUGCAGAUUCGCUAUGACUACAUCGGCCACUUGGAGACCAUGAGUGAUGACGUCAGGUACAUCAUGCAGAAGACCGGCAUCAUCGAGAAGGUUGCACCACCAAAGCAAUCCGCUAGGCGCGCUGGUAACAACAUGGCGGCCAUGUACGCUAAUAUCCCGCUGAAACACAUCAGGCAGCUGGGCAGAAUGUACGCUUUUGAUUAUGUAGCCUACAGUUUUCCCUUCCACCAGACUGUAAGGGACAUUGUUAAAGUGUGGGAGGACGAGCUGCAGCUGUAAA
This is a messenger RNA of Branchiostoma belcheri (Belcher's lancelet), 1045 nucleotides long. RefSeq names its product carbohydrate sulfotransferase 11-like. The record is from RefSeq and is a predicted model, not a curated record. Gene Ontology annotation, cellular component: membrane. NCBI's taxonomy places the organism in Eukaryota, Metazoa, Chordata, Leptocardii, Amphioxiformes, Branchiostomatidae. Gene Ontology annotation, biological process: carbohydrate biosynthetic process. Gene Ontology annotation, molecular function: sulfotransferase activity. Bases 1 to 1044 code for a protein of 347 amino acids. The transcript has 6 exons.